CCAUUGAAGUAUCUGUCACCUUGACGAAUACAUAUGAAAAUAUUCAACAAAUAAAGAUAAAAUUCCAGUUGAAAUUACAAAAUGAGGAAAUGCGCCAAAUGUAGCGAGAAUAUUGAAGCAAAAGAAGCAGAAUUAUGGCAGGAAAUGAUAGACAGCUUGAUGAAUUUCACACAAACAUCAACCGCUCUCAUGAAAGGAAUGCAGAAUAAACUGGGAGUACCACCGGAUUUAGAUCCGGAUAAAAAAAUGUGCGAUCCUUGUGGAAUCUUGAAACAAAUAAAGGAGGAGCUCGAUGAUUUGGAAAUCGAAGAAGAAGUUCCGAAUAGGUGCAAUUGUACCGAAUCGCAGACGUUAGAUGAUUACGACCUUGACGCGGAAAUAACCCCUGGAAUAGAGUGUCAUAAGCCCCCAAAAGUUAUAAAAAAGAAAAAAUUCAAAUAUUCUUCAGAGAUAGAAUCCAAAUUAUUGGCUCGAAAGAAACCGGUGCCACGAUGUCAGUGUAAUAAGCAGAGCUAUAAACUAUCCGUUGAUGCAUGUCUCUGUAAAAUUUUACCAGAAGGUAUCGAUCUCCGUGAUCGUUGCGACGAGAACUUCUGUCCCAUCAAAGUUUGUUCAGAUAUAUCAGGAGAAGAAAUAGAAAAUAUUACCUGCCUCGGAGAGAUUCCGGAAGAAAUGGUUGGGGAUAAAAAAAAGGAAGAGAACCCACUGGCUUGGAUACCAAUACCCGGAACAUUUGAUCCUGAUAAGUUGCCCCAGGAUGACAACCACCCAUACGUCAUCAAGACACAGGAUGAUUUCCAGAUGGAAAAAAAUUCCUUGGGUUACGAAUUACUCAGAGCCAUGAGGAAAUAUGGAGAUAAUAUUGCCCAGAUAAACGAUUCCACAGGGGAACUGGAACCCUAUUCGGAAUACGCCAAGAAGUGCGUUCAAGUGGCAAUGAAACUCAGGAGGGAAUUUUCCAAAAACGAUAUAAUCGCAAUUUGCACCCACAAACAUCGGAACGCUUAUAUUCCAUACAUAGCCGGACUUUUGAACGGAAAUCGCGUGGUGGCCUUCGACAGGACAGCCGAGAAGAAGCAAAUGGUGAAUUGCUUAGAGAAUGUCACGCCGGCCAUCAUGUUCAUCAGCGACAAUUGCUUGACGUUCCUUCAGGAAUGUAUGCAGGCCGCCAAAGUCGACUUCAAGAUCGUACUGUUCAGCGACAGCGACGACGUCGGCCUUACCAGUUUCGAAUCUUAUCUCGUAGAUGACGGAACUUACAUGAAUGAUUUCGAAGCGGAAAAUACCGAUAAUGUGGAUUCAACUUGUCUGAUUUGUUUCAGUGGGGGAAUUCCCGAAUAUAAGGCAGUAUGUCUAUCACAUUAUGGAAUCUUAAGGCAGAGUUACCGAAUGAUUUCGACUCAGCACACACAACCUGUUACAUUGAGUUUUUUGGAGAAUUUUCAAAUUUUAUCACUGUUAGUUUUAUUUUCUUCUAUUCUGGACGGAGCAACUAGAGUCAUCGUUGGACAAUUUGAGGAAGAGGAUUUGUGGAAAUUGGUUCAAAAAUAUGAGAUUAAUUCUGUCCAUCUUUUUCCGCACCACCUGGCGGAAUUAUCGAAUCGACCAGAACCUGAGGAGGAUACAUCUUCCUUGAUUUAUAUAUUCACGUCAGGAGAGAAAGUCAGGCCUUUGGAACUGGAAAUUCUGAAAAAAUUUCUAUUGAAGACGUUAAUAUGUCAAACGUACGAACACACAGAACUUUCUGGUUUCAUCACCAUUUUCGAUUUCUCGAAGCCGGAAGAUAGUAUAUUCAAUUAUUUCGUGAAUCAGAGUUGCGGAAAACCUAUCGAUGGAAUUUGGUAUAAGGUUCUCGGUGUGAAAUCUAGGAAAAUGGUCCAUCAUCUAACGCCUGGGGAACUCUUCAUCAAAUCGAAACUUGUGCGAAAUGCUUAUUUGAUCAAGAACAAAGAAGAAUUUCCAAGCGAAGACGGCUGGAUAAGCACUGGCGAUGUGGUGACGUAUGAUACCUACAAAUGUUUUCAAUUCGUCGAUAGAAUCCGAGAUCUGAUCAAAUACAAGAAAACGAUAAUAAUGCCUUCGAAAUUAGAGGAUAUUUUGUUGAGUCAUCCGAUGGUCACGGCGGCUCUUGUUUUUCCGGUUGCUAACGAACAGGAUGGUCAACAUGCAGCCGCUGUGGUAACUGUCAAAGAAAAUGAGGAUAUUUAUACGAAGGACUUGGAGGAAUGGAUAAAUGCUAAAGUACCUGAAGAGGAGCGGCUCAAAGGAGGAGUGAAAAUAGUUGGUUCUUUUCCAUACCUUGGAAAUGGUAGAAUAAAUAGGACAGCUUUAUAUGAAAUGAAUCUCGAAACAUAUAAUAAUUACAUAAAUUAAAAUUG
This is a messenger RNA of Coccinella septempunctata (seven-spotted ladybird), 2378 nucleotides long. RefSeq names its product luciferin 4-monooxygenase-like. NCBI's taxonomy places the organism in Eukaryota, Metazoa, Arthropoda, Insecta, Coleoptera, Coccinellidae. Gene Ontology annotation, molecular function: long-chain fatty acid-CoA ligase activity. The transcript is spliced from 6 exons. The record is from RefSeq and is a predicted model, not a curated record. The coding region runs from base 82 to 2373 and encodes 763 amino acids. Gene Ontology annotation, biological process: fatty-acyl-CoA biosynthetic process; long-chain fatty acid metabolic process.